Messenger RNA from Orbilia oligospora ATCC 24927, 1113 nucleotides. RefSeq lists its product as uncharacterized. Gene Ontology annotation, biological process: G protein-coupled receptor signaling pathway. The transcript is spliced from 2 exons. The record is from RefSeq and is a predicted model, not a curated record. NCBI's taxonomy places the organism in Eukaryota, Fungi, Ascomycota, Orbiliomycetes, Orbiliales, Orbiliaceae. Gene Ontology annotation, cellular component: membrane; G protein-coupled receptor homodimeric complex. The coding region runs from base 1 to 1113 and encodes 370 amino acids. Gene Ontology annotation, molecular function: mating-type factor pheromone receptor activity; pheromone binding.
AUGGCCCAGAUUGACUCAUUCCGCCAGGAUCAGUUAUUCACAAAUGGGAUAUUUGCGACUCAAGUCGGCGCUGCUACUGCGACCCUCUUUGUUAUGAUAUGCAUCACUGCCGCUGAAAAACGGAAAACUCCAAUAUUCAAAGCCAACUUUAUCAACAUAGUCUUGGUUAUUCUCAGAGGCAUCCUUUUUAUGCAUUAUUUUAUGAGCAGCCUAGCAAGGACGUAUACAAUAUUUGCAUGGGAUGUUUCCGGUGUCCCAAUAUCAGACAUAAAUGCUAGUAUCGUGUCAUCGGUGCUAUCGCUACUGCUAAUGAUUGGCACCCAAAUAUCACUGUUACUUCAAGUGCGGAUCUGCUGGGCGCUGAAUCCUCGAUCGAAAGCGAGGAUUCUAGCCACAUGCUGUUCGGUCAGCAGCGUCGCCACCGCUGCUUACCUUUCCCUGGGGGUAUACAUUAUACAGUUGCAAGGAAGACCGCCCGACCUGAGAAUCACCAAGUGGGCCAAUCCGCUAGUAAAUGCGUUGGUCGCCCUCAGUAUUAUCGUAUUCUCAGCGACUUUUACAUGGAGAAUGUACCAAUCGGUUCGAAAUCGACGCCGCAUGGGGUUUGUAGGGUUGGGAUCUCUGGAGAGUCUCUUGGUGUCCGGUGUUCAGACACUUCUAUUUCCAGCUAUAUUUUGCAUUGUGGAAAACUUCGUCAAGUUCGGAGGGUCUGCAUCGCUGGCGCAAGCUAUUAUAGCAAUUGCCCUACCCAUAUCGCAUGUUUGGGCAAGUACAGUGCAAGCAAAUAGCAGGCCAUCGAUGGCAAAAAUCGAGAAACUAGCGAGCCAAAAACCCUUUUGGGACCGGAUGGUAGCCGCUCGAGACGCUCGGGUUCAGGCUUUCUCGAAGUUCGUCAAAUCUACCAUCUCAACAAUCCAGCGACCUUUUCGGGGAGUCUCAUUUCGACGGAAGAGGGACCAAAUGCAACCUCCAGAAGGCACUGUUUUAGCAUCACAACCACCCGGCGUCUCUAACAUCGAUAUAGAGGCCGGUGAAACUUCGUUUCGUUCUUCCGAGUACUCCAAAGACUUCUCCGGAUUUGGCAAAGACCUUGAAGCAGGACAUGGCCUUUGA